Messenger RNA from Haliotis rufescens (red abalone), 1025 nucleotides. RefSeq lists its product as uncharacterized. Gene Ontology annotation, molecular function: acyltransferase activity, transferring groups other than amino-acyl groups. Bases 146 to 721 code for a protein of 191 amino acids. Lineage: Eukaryota; Metazoa; Mollusca; Gastropoda; Lepetellida; Haliotidae. The transcript has 2 exons. The record is from RefSeq and is a predicted model, not a curated record.
GCUAUCAUCACACUUCUCUCUUCACUGCAAGACAGAUUUCCAGCAGCUCUGACAAGUUUUGCUACCAACGGCACCGUCUCCAGUUACCUGACAGGUGUUUUCCGGUACAUACCGUGGAUUAUAAACCGACUGCAAAGACUCCAUCAUGCUGAUAAAUGACAAAGUCGAAAAAGUCAAGCGCCUCCCUGGCGUUGUCCCUCACACCACCACCCUCCCCGACGGCCGCUUCGUCAUCAUCGACACCAUGAGCGACUCCCAGCUGUCGGAAACCUUCGGCCUCAUCCAAGCUGCGGCCCAGAGCGGCAAUGGUUUUGGGGUGGAUGAAUACUCCUCGGAGAAGGAAUUCCGCAAAGACAUCGACGGCAGCUUCAACUUCGCCAUAAUGAUCAAGGACAGUGGAGAGAUGGUUGCUGCAUUUAUGUUGGCCAUCAGCAAGUAUUACCGUGGCUGCAACAGCGUUGCCGACCCUUUCAUCAUUGUAAAGACGUCAGAGAGAGGCAAGGGAAUCGGCGAGUUUUGUCUCCAGAUGUGUGUUGACUUUGCUCAAGAUUUGAACUUCAUGGGAAUGUAUGUGGACACUUUCAGCAACAACCGCGCCAUGAUUAAAAUCAUUGAAAUUGUUGGCGGAUUCACCCAAGUCGGAUGUCUUCCCAUGGGCGGCAAGAUGAAAGAUGGUUCCAUUGUAAGUUCAGUCAUUUUCUACAAAGAUUUCCAUUCAUAAUAUAUUGACUUUUCUUUCAAGGCUUUGUCAGUUACGUCUCUACGUGGUGUACACGUCAUCGCGGCUAUGAUGACGUCACAACAAGGUGUUAUUUUCACGAACUACAGAUAACACCCAGAAGGAGUCACUUCCGGUUAGAAGAAACCCAGUUCCGCUUUUGUUCACUGUCCAGUGUGGUCAGUGGAGCCUGCUCAGUAUGUAUGUACGCUGGGUCAACCGGAUUGCCUUGUAGACUAGCUAACCCUCGGAUUGUUGUUGUAUUGUUCAUGCAGCAGUAUUUGUUAGUCUGACAAUAGAGAAAUAA